Molecule: messenger RNA, 584 nt
Organism: Lactuca virosa
Lineage: Eukaryota; Viridiplantae; Streptophyta; Magnoliopsida; Asterales; Asteraceae
Source: the annotation of a GenBank genome assembly
GUGAGCCGGUCAUUCCUAACUUAAGUUGCAUCACCUGCUAUCUCACACCGCCUCAAUUAGCCACCUUGCUGUUUUUCUACUUUCCUGUGUUUCCCCCAAUCUGCGGGCCAGCUCUUGCUUGGUUUCAGGCGCCAUUUGAAAACGUGUUGCUUCAUGAGUAUGCUCUAGAUUACAUUAUUUUUCCUCCAUACGACACCUCUACUGAAAUUUUCAGUUCUCUUAACCCUAUCCUCUAUUUUACUAAUCUAUACUCUCGCCUCUGGGUCUCUUCUUCUUCACGCCUCUAUCAUGGCUUUCAAUUUCGGUUUCAGAUGAUGUCAUACCUCAUUCUACCAAUAAGAACCCUUCUUAUCGGUUGAUUUGUGACGAAGAUGUUGGUCCGGGACAACUGGCGUGUCCCAUUUUAUCCAAGAACACGAUGGUCUAUGACCUCAGUUGCUAAGGCGACACAGGAGACGUCCGGUUUGCUUUCAUGUUUAUACUUUAAAGUUCUCCUUUGCUUUUGCAGUUUUUUAAAAGAUCUUAUAUGUUAUAUUAAUCCUUCAUCAUGUGAGAACUUCCAACUAAGUAAUUGGGGGUUUUAA